CGCCGAUCCUUACAAUUAUUUCUUCCAAGCUGUGACGCCACGAUACUUAUCCGGAAACAUGAAAAACAAAUCCGACGAUCUCAACAAGCAGAAGCUGCCAAGUGUAGUGGAUCUGAACGUCGGUGGCAAACUGUACACGACACGGUUAUGCACUCUUCGACGCUAUCCGGAUUCGUUGCUGGCCGCCAUGUUUUCAGGAAAAUAUCGACUAGAUCAUGACGAGGCGUACCGCAUCUUCAUAGACAGGGACGGCGCGUAUUUUCAGUACAUUCUCAAUUGGUUACGGGACGAUGAACUGCCACCGGUAGGUGUCGCUGACGCGGUUCUCAAGGAAGCGCGAUUUUACGGUUUGCAAGCGUUGGUGACAGGACUACAAAGCUAUCCGCUCAUGUAUGCUGGAGUCGACGGUCUGCACAGUACCCUGUACGGCCAGAUGCGACAGAGUCAAGCACGAGGAUCUACAAUGCAAAACUACGUGCUGAUGCUGUCAGCAGCGUUGCUGGCCAUAUUGUUCUGUUUUGUCGGCUACGCAGUUUCUCAGGUCAAAGUUCACCUCAGCUCACUUUCAACACCGUGAACUGAGCAACAGCUGCCAUAUGUCAAAACAUCAGUGUUUCCUCGGUGGUUAACCUCGUCAUGUUUUGACAGUUCUAUUUAGUAUAUCCUAUACUUUACAACGAAGGAACUUGUGGGACAUUGACUGUGGGACAUUGACCGGAUCUGGCCUGGAGGUCAGCAUUUUCCCGCGCUACUGCCAGCAGUAGCUAUAAACCUAGCCCGACCAGGCUCUCCGACUGUUACACGCCACGUCGUACGCCAACGUAGUGUUCGUACGCAACGAAGCGAGAAGGGAACUUGUGGUUGUCUCGCACAGUCCUACAGCAAUUAAGGUCCGAAAGAAAUAAACAUAUAAACAAAAGAUUACAUUUCGACGAAUAACCUCCCAUUGCUUUCUCGGUGAGAAAUUAUGCGAAUUGUGUAGCAACCUGAACAUAAUUCUAACAGAGCGACUGCGCAUGCGCGGGUCCGGAUAAUUUUUCGACGGUUUUGUGCCUGGUGUAUUAAGUUUUUAUAUAUUUAUUGUAUAAAAUGUGGUAGGGUUUGGGUUAGAGUCAGAGCCAGGGUUAGGAUAAGGCUUAUGUCAGGACUAGAGUUAUCGUUACAUCAGUUGUGAUUUAUACCAUAACCAUUAGUGUUGCUGUUUAUUGCGGUUCAAAGCUACAAUUAUUAAUCAUUAAUCAUAUCAGGAGUGAAUAAUAAUAAUAUUCACUCCUGAUCAUAUGUAUAAAGCUAUUUCCGAGUUACCGGAGCCGACGUCACACAAGCCACAACCGGAAGAUAAAAUGCGUACGUGUGCGCACUAAAGGGCCCCGCACACGGUGCAUGAGGUUCGCGCCGGUAGGUUAAUGCCCCAAUGAAGAGGAUUUUCCUCGUCAUUGGUACGUUGUUUUCACAGACGAGCUCCGUUUCUAACAUGGCUCUGAUAAAAUCGGCAUAAUUAAACCAAGGAUUCGGCUAGAUAAGUAUGCUAAUGAUAUAACAAUUGUUCUUCGUGACAUCGACAGUUUAUCAUUAUAAUCCUUCAUAAUAUAUACGGAUUUUUUUAUAUAC
This is a messenger RNA of Priapulus caudatus, 1611 nucleotides long. Its product is annotated as BTB/POZ domain-containing protein KCTD7-like. The record is from RefSeq and is a predicted model, not a curated record. Gene Ontology annotation, molecular function: protein binding. Gene Ontology annotation, biological process: protein homooligomerization. The transcript is spliced from 3 exons. NCBI's taxonomy places the organism in Eukaryota, Metazoa, Priapulida, Priapulimorpha, Priapulimorphida, Priapulidae. Bases 59 to 577 code for a protein of 172 amino acids.